Molecule: messenger RNA, 4655 nt
Organism: Pristis pectinata (smalltooth sawfish)
Lineage: Eukaryota; Metazoa; Chordata; Chondrichthyes; Rhinopristiformes; Pristidae
Gene: tmem161a
Product: transmembrane protein 161A
Exons: 12
Coding region: 62-1525 (487 amino acids)
Source: RefSeq, a predicted model, not a curated record
GUUCGCCGGAGUUUGCGGGUCCGUGCGAUGGCGGUGCCGCUGCUGCGGUGACGGGUGGGAGAUGGGUGUAAUUGGCAUUCAGCUUGUGGUGAGCCUUCUGAUGGCAUCUCUCAUGCACAGACUGGUGCCUCAUUACUCCAUUGGUCGCUGGUUGCUCUGCAAUGGCAGUCUCUUCAGAUUUAGACAUCCAUCAGAUGAUGAACUUCGAGCCCUAGCGGGAAAGCAGAAGCCAAGGCUGAGGAGAGACAGGAGACAAAAUGGUGUGACUGAGAACAAACCGGAGAUGGUGCCCAAAGAUAUAAAGCUGUCCUUGGAAGCCACGCCCAUCAAGCCUCUGGAUGCUCUGGUCCUGCGCUACUUCCUGGACUACCAGUGGCUGGUGGACUUUGUCCUGUAUGCGACGCUGGUUUACGUGUUCACAGAGGCCUACUACAGUCUGCUCAACGUUCAAGGGGAGGUCAACGUAGGCAUGCUGUGGUGCCUGCUCACAUUAGUCUUUGGGAUUAAACUUCUCUUCUCUCUGAUGGCUCAUUACUUCAAGACGGAGGAAGGAGGGGAGCGCUCCGUCUGCCUGACCUUCGCCUUCCUCUUCGUACUCGUUGCCAUGUUGGUGCUGGUGGUGCGGGAGGAUUAUCUGGAGUUUGGUCUUGAGCCAGGGUUUGCCAGCUUGUAUGAAAACCUGCAGGUCUUCUUCAGGCAGCUAGGACUGGACAACAUCUGGCCGUACUCAGUUGCCAGGUUGAUCUUCAAGCUCACACUGGUUGGACUUGCCUCGUUUAUUGGAGCAUGUUUAACGUUCCCAGGCCUGCGGAUGGCACAGACUCAUUUAGAUGCUCUCAGGAUGACUGCAGACAAACCUUUGACACAGAUCCUGUUGUACGUCAACUUCCUGUUGCCUGUCGCCGUGUUGUUGCUCUGGGUGAAGCCAAUCAGCAGAGACUUUGUUAUCAACGCUCCUUUCGGGAAGGAGAAGGUCCAGCUGAUGUCUGACUCUAUGUACGACACGAUGCGCCUGUGGAUGAUCCUGGGGCUCUGCGCCCUGCGCCUGCUGAUGACCCGCUACCACCUGCAGGCCUACCUGAACCUGGCCGAGAGGUGGGUGGAGCAAAUGAGGAAGGAGGCUGGCUACAUCUCCAUGAUCGAAAUUCAGCGGAAGAUUUCUCGAGUGUUCUGCUAUCUGUGUGUGGUCACCGUGCAGUAUCUGGGCCCUACAAUCCUCCUCCUGCACUCCACUCUGCUGCUUAAAGUCAUGGGAGACUAUUCCUGGGGUUUGUACCCGGAGCCCCCUGGAGUUUCACCAGCCAUCGAUGCCAAUCCACGUACCCCGGGCAGUUCCUCUGGCGAAGAGGAUGAUUAUCGAAUGGCGGUCUCGCAGAUCACGGCUGCGCUGGGAACCCUGCGGAGUGUUUUCACACCCCUUUUUUACCGAGGCCUCUUCUCCUUCCUGACCUGGUGGUUGGCUGCUUGUCAGGUGGUGACAAAUCUCUUCGGCCUGUACUUCCAUCAGUACCUCAUGGGCUCGUAGGAAGGUGGGUGGUUCAUUCGUGGGACUGUGUCUGCUAUCAAGUGCCCUCACUCUGCCACUCUGGAGCCCGGGCAAACAAUCGAGCUCAAACAAACCUCCUGUCAGUUUCUGCUUCUUUUUCCCCCGAAUGUGCUGAUUCCUGACUCUCAGGAACGUCACCACAGGUGUGAACUGUCUCCCCUUCCCCUGUUCUUUGACUGCCCAUGGAGAAGGUACAACCAGCCAGCGUGUGCUUUACCUACUAUCCAGUCACGUCCCCGUCAGUAUGUGAUGCCUCCGAGUUGAAGAGCCUGCUGCCCUCGCACUUGAGCAAGGCGCAGGGUGGCCUGUCUGCCAAACUCCUGCAGGGUUUCCUCUCCUGAUCAGCAGUGGCUGAGCUUGUGGCUCGUGUGUUCCCGGUGCACUCUGUGGUCCAUUUAAUGUUCAUGACCUGGAUUGUUUUUGUUCAAACUGUGCCCCCUCCUCGGCUUCCACUGCAUUUCUCACGUUGGAGCGUGGUGACCGUUUCUCGAGUGGGGGCAUCGCAAAGGCAGCGAAGGGUCAAAUUGUGUUUGGUCAUCCACCUUGACGGUAACUGCGUGUGGGGAGGGCAGAAACCACAGGAGGUGUGGGGCAGUGGGCCGGACUCCAGCUGGGACUGAGCGAUCAAACCUGCUGAAAUAGACUGACAGAGCUCUGGGUCUCCUCGUCACCCCUCCGUACCAGGAAUGUCUGACAACCCAAGGUCCCGACCCACUCCCCAUCUUGCGCAACGAGAACUGAGAGCAAUGUUUGCCCCCACCCCCCAAAAACACCGGCCUUGUGUCAGCACUGACCUAUGUUACAUAACUGUUCCAUUUCUGGUCCUCAGACUGCCCCCCACCACCUACCCCUCCUCCCCCCAGCCCGGUGUGCUGCAGCCUCAAGGGGUCAGCGUGCCUUAACGCUGGGACGUGACAAUGGCUUGGGUGUUUCUGAGCCUUGAUGAGCAGCCUGAAGGCGCCCCCUCCCUGUUCCCGAGUGGGUCAGUGGGGGCAGUGCCCGGGGGUGAAUCGUGGCACAGCUGGGAUGGAGAGGCAGGGAAUUCCCAGCUGUUGUCCAGGUUACACCCACCCGGCAGUAAGGACAUGUCCCAAGGAGGUGAAGCAAUGUCUGGGAGCCCACAGCGUUCCCUCUUUCAGCUGCUCAGGAAGUCAGGGGGCACUUUGUAGCCACUGAAAUAGUUGAAGGGUCGAUGGUGUUCAUUUUGACAAUGGGACAGCUGAUUUUGCUGCCAGCAAGUUCAGGUUGUGACCAGAACAAGUGUGUCCAUGGCAGCGGGUUGGAGAACGAUGGUCAAGGCACAAGGUGGGGGGGAGAGGGGGGUGACCUGCUGCUCAUCGAGAUGGUUCUGCGGGAUCUGGUAGAUGGAGCCUCACUUAAAGUCCAAUCGUAAAGUCGAGGCUCCAUCUAUCUGACAGUGCAGCGCUCCCCAGGGCUGGGGGACGGUGACAGGUGAGCUGUUUCCCCUGGAGUUUUGGGAAUGAGACUGGAAGCUGCAGUGUUUCAAAGCUGGUGAGGCAGAGGGAGUGUUUGGAGACAAGGGGCUGGUGGUUAUGGUGGGGUGUACCCUCACCUGCCCCCCUCUAGAAACUGCCAGCUUCGUGCUGUAGGGGUGCAGUCAUGUGUAUGGUGCUGACCAUGUCAGUGAGUUUUACUGUUUCCAAAGCUGCUCCUUGUCUGUGGAUCGGUGAGUGCAGUAGGCAAGGCAUCAUUUGCAAUAGUUUUACAACACAAGGGGAAUGAUUCCAUGAAUAUGUUUACAUGAACUGCUGCAAAACCUUGUCCUCUCACUGAACACGUGCAGCAGGUUGUAAGGUAAUCACUGGUGUGACUGAGGGAAGGGGGUUCAUGCAGCAGCACGUCUCCCAAGGCAGGGAGAGCACAGGUAAAACUGCGUCCCGUCUCCUGUCAAACACAGGACGAGGACAGCAUGGGAUAGGGUCAUGGAAAUAAAAAACCUGCAGAUGCUAGACAUCUGAAACCAAGUCAGAAAACCCUGAAAUGCCUGGCAGGUUGUGCAGUGAUUGGAGAAGGGGAGAGGAGCUGGCAUUUCACCUUGAUGCCCUUUGUCCUGUAGGACAUCAGACUGCAGAGGUGGGAUCAUUCAAAACAACUUUACCUCUGUGUUUGGGGAGAGGAGGAGGAAGAGGCCUGUUUAUAAUGAAUCUGCUGGGUCUGAGGGUCGGGUCACUCUGUCCCCAGCUACGGUUCUUGUGAGAUCUCCCCCAUGGGCAUGUUGGAGCAGGGACCAGGCAGGGUUUAGGUGUCACCUUCUCCCAGAGCCACUCACUCUGGGCUUACCAUGGCCAGGGAGGGACCGAGGUACAACGCAGUGGGUCCCCACCCUGUCUCCCUCGUUCUGUGCUGGCUGCCUCUCUCCCACCACCACCCCAGUUUCCCUGCAGUAUGUGAUUGCCCUAAUUGUAAAAGCACACACCUCUCACUUUUUAACAGCUACUGUAAAGUAAAUUGCCUUCAGUUAGGGUUCAGUAAACCAUCUGAUCCAAGUCCCUCUGAGACCCUCUUUUGUGCAUAUCAGUCUCUGUGCAAAAGUCUCUGACUCCAGCCUGUAAUGUUUGUCUGGGGCACAUGCUGCUCCAGAGAAACCCGCCCCUACAGACUCCCAGGAGACUCCCAAUUCACUGAUCUGUCUGAUUUCCACUCAAAUGACUUAAUUAUAAAGCUGUAUGUGUUAAAGGGCCAGUCCAUCCCAGCCAGAUGUGAAUUAAAUAUUAAACCCUCCCAUUAGCUGUCCUCUGAAGCUGAAUUUCAUCCUUAAAUCCCUUUCUGCCUUGAACACAGUGCCACUGAGCAGCUGCGUCAUCCUGCGAUUCUCAUCAAAACGCCAGCAUCUGGGAAAGGGAAGGCGGGGUGUGUUGGGCAGUGGAGAGGGGGUGCAGGGAAUGGGACGGGGCUUCUACCCUGCUUUGUAAUCUGGUGCCCACUGUGGGUGAAACCAGAGGCUGUGUGUGUGUGUGUAUCCGUGCACGCCCGCGUCUGAUCGCUACCCACCCUCACUGAUCUUAUGAUUUAAAGGGGAGUGAAAUCGUGCAGUAUGGAGUGGUUUGUGUGUGUUUUUGGAAAUGAAUUUUAAAUAUAAUCAUAUUUU